AUGAAGGACACACCAACCUUACGAAUCGCCAUUAUUGGCGCAGGCAUCACUGGCCUUACUACAGCAAUCGCGCUUCGCAAACUUCCAAAUGUCGAUGUGCAAAUAUACGAACGAGCGAAACAGCUUAGAGAGCUAGGUCAGGCUAUCGCGAUAAACCCUAAUGGCCUUCGCACGCUUGAGAAACUGGGAUUGCAUAAGGUGCUGUCAGAUGAAACACUGACGGUCACNAGACACUGGAAGACAAAUGAGAUAGUGGGAAGAGAGCAACAUACGCCACAUGUCGAAGAGAAGCAUAAGAUGACUAGGUUCUAUCGUCCAGAUCUGCAGGAGACAAUACUGGAGUACCUACCUCGAGAGAUUAUACACCUCAACAAACGGGUUGUCGACGUCAAAAUCCAGGAUGAAGGUGUUGAUGUCGAGUUUGAGGAUACCACAACCAUACAUGCAGACCUCCUUGUUGGUGCAGAUGGUAUUCGCUCAGCCGUUCGCGGUUUCUUUGCUCCAGAAUUUGAACUCAAAUGGUCCGGAUUGAUUGCCUAUCGCUCUGCUUUCGAUAUCAAAAUACUCGAUCAUGUCGAAGACUUACCGGAAGAUACAACACAAUGGGUAUACUGCACUUUCUCGACUUCUGUUCGCGGCUAA
Messenger RNA from Aureobasidium musti, 642 nucleotides. Lineage: Eukaryota; Fungi; Ascomycota; Dothideomycetes; Dothideales; Saccotheciaceae. The record is from the annotation of a GenBank genome assembly.